CCCUCGGUAUUUUCCCCCGAGUGUCUCCGUCUUGCUGUAUCCGUCGGGAAAGUGAAAGUUAUACUACUGCACCAUCGACUUAUAUUAAAUCCACGUGCAGAUAUAGUGACGAUGACGUACGAACUCACGUGAAAAUAAUUUUGAAAAAGAAAAAUACAUCCUCCCUGUUCUAUUUACAAACUUUAAAAAAAAUAUAUAUUAUUUCGUUUUAAAUCUCAUUACAUGCUUUCUUCAACUGCGUUUGAAAAAAGUGUUGUUUUGUUCAUUUAUCGCGACGUAACGCAAGUAUACGAUCAUCAUGCAAAGCAAGGUAGUUGACAACCUCGUGAGCGAGUGGGCCAGCCAUGCUCCGCGAACCUACCGUGACAGGUUGCAUCAGUGCCAUGUUAAGCACCACCUGUUGGGCGGACAGCUGGCCCAGAUGUGCCAAAUGGAUGAUGUCGUCCAGGAGGAAAAUGAAAAUAGGAAACUUAACAACCUGAUUAUACUCUACGUUGUUCUAACAAUCGUCACAAUGGUGGUGAUUAAGAAGCUCUCGCAGGGAGGUCUUGUCAACCACAUCCUGUCAGCGAGCCGCCUCCUCCGCCGCAAAAUCCCUCAGAGCGGCCACCUGAUGCUGCCCAAGAGGAUGUGGAUGCAGACUGUCCCCACGCAGGACUGCGAGGUGGUAGUGGUAAUGGCGGGCGGGACGAGAGAAUCGACGCUACACUGGCUCCUCGCCCGCCUCAAAGCACGCCUACCAGAGCUCACCGUGGGCGUGAAGAACCACCAAGCCACGAAUUCCUACGCCCUCUACCUCUCCGCGUCGUAUGAUGGAUUGAUUAAAGGAGGCGAGGAAAUGCGUCUUGUGAAACGAACGAAGACGGAGUACGGAGGCGGCCUCAGGGAACUUUCGCACACGGAGCUCGCCAUAUUCCAGGGCGUGGAGGACGGCGGCACUUUCUUCUCGACCUUGGAGCGGCAGAGCAUAGUCCUACACCUUUUGCAUUCCCUUAGGGCCACGCAAGAGGAGUCCGUGGAAGGGACGACGUUCAGGGAAGGACAAGCCAUAAUCCCUAAGUUCCAGUCUGAAGGCUUAAUCCACGGGAUUUUACCCCUUCACGACUACGAGAAACUGGAGGCGCUGAGGGUCACGUGGGUACAGACUUUCUUCAAGUACCAGCCUAUUGAGGCGAUCCAACAAUAUUUCGGCUCCAAAAUCGCCAUCUACUUCGCCUGGCUCGGGCACUACACCACCGCCCUCACAGUGCCAGCUUUCAUCGGCCUCAUAUUCUGGGUAUUCCUCUGGGGACGCGACCAAGUCCUCGAAGACGUGGGUUUCGUCAUGUUCGCCUUCCUGAACGUGGUGUGGGCAUCCAUGUGGCUCGAGGCGUGGAAGAGACGCAGUGCCGAGCUCGCCUACCACUGGGGGACUCUCGAUUCACACGUUGAAGUUUUCUCCGAACCCAGGCCACACUUCACGGGAGAACUUCGAGUGAGUCCCGUGACAGGGAGACUGGAGCCCGAGUACCCUGCCUGGCGAAGAAACCUCAUUCGAUACCUCGUGACUCUCCCCCUCAUCGUGUUCUCCCUCAUGGUCGUGUUUGUGGUCAUGUUACUCAUUCUUCAGUUACAGGACCUCUGUGAUGCCUUCAUAUCAGCCCACGAGUACACCUUCUACCUAUCCUACGCACCGAAGAUCCUUAUGGCUCUCACCAUUUCCGCGUUUGAUGAAGGAUACACCAAGGUGGCUGUCUGGCUUAACGACAUGGAAAAUUAUCGUGUUGAAGAGACGUAUCAGAAUCAUCUCAUCAUCAAACUGGCUGUGUUUCGUUUUGUGAACUCCUUUCUGUCGCUCUUCUAUAUCGCAUUCUACCUACAAGACAUGGAGAGGCUUAAAGAACAACUCGCCGCUCUCCUCCUCACGCGCCAAGUCGUAGGCAACAUCAAGGAAUCCUGCAUACCGUAUCUUCUCGAGCAGUUCAAGCUUGCCAAACUGAGCUUCGACUUGUACGGCGCUUUGUCGCCUUCAGAGGAAAGCAAAGAGCAAGAUUGGCCGCAAGAAAACCCCCCACAACCUGCUGGAGAACAGACACAGAACCAGGAUGAAGAAGGAGAAGAAGAAGCAGCGUGCAAUAAAGAAGGGGCAAAGGAGACAUCAGAAACAGGGGGGGCAGCAGGAGGGAGUGACCCCCUGUCAGCUGAGGCCUGCCUGGCGAGGGGGGCGAGCAAGAGCCGCAUUGUCAGUCAGGCGGAAGUGGAAUGCAAUAUGUCAAGGUACGAAGGCACAUUCGAAGACUACCUCGAGAUGUUCAUCCAGUUCGGCUACGUCACUCUCUUCUCCUCCGCCUUCCCUCUGGCUGCGAUGUGCGCUUUCCUCAACAACCUCAUCGAGAUUAGGUCGGACGCCUUCAAGCUGUGUUGUGUGUUCCAGAGGCCUUUUGGACACAGGGCGCAGAGCAUUGGGGUGUGGCAGGAUGCAAUGGAGCUGAUGGGUGUUCUAGGAAUCAUGGUCAAUUGCAUGUUGAUAGGCCUCUCCGGGCAGGUGCACCGGAUGUUCCCGGAAAUGUCAACAGCUCAUACUAUAUUGCUCAUUAUUGUACUGGAGCACGCCAUGAUCGCCCUGAAGUACGGCAUCAGUUACGUCAUUCCCGACAUCCCUGCCUGGGUGGCGACGGAGAUGGCCAAGGUGGAGUUCCAGCGGCGUGAGGCCCUCCGCCGCCUCUCCACCUCCAACUCUCCCCCAACACGUGAGGAAUCCCAGUCACCCUCCCCUAGGUACUUGUUUGGGCAUUCGAUAACGUCUACCACUGAGUAUGUGGACCGUAGUGCCCAGACGGACAUUAUGUAUUCCAGGAGACGAUCCUUCAAGACGUCGCCGGCCAGCACCAUAGACGAAGACGAGGUUCUGUCUCCCACCGACGUCGAGCUUGAGAACCGAAGCGUGGCGUCGGAAGCGGCGGCGGCCGAGACCAGAGCGGCGGCGACGGCGGGAUCCGAACGCGACGGACGGAAGGAGGACGACCUGCGCAUGCGCGAGCUCGAGAGUUUCGAGGGCGCGAAGGCGCGGCCGAUCGUGCGCCUCGGUCGGAGCGUGUCUGCGUGCGAGCGCGUGCACCACCGCGUGCCGCGCAUCCACCGCAUCAUGAACCAAGAGAGCGCCGAGUCCAACGACUCGGAGGAGGACCUCAUCGCCAAGCCCUUCGACAGCCUGCCGCUGCUGUCGGCACCAGCCGCCAUGGACAACAAGAACCGGCUGUUCCGGUUCUCGCCGGACAACGAGCGCGUCCUGGGGGCCAUCAAGCCGCGGUCGCGCCUCCUCGAGAAGCCGGACUUCUCGUACGGGACGCAGCUGUCGUCGCGCUCGGUCGAGUGCGUGUCGGACACGUCGGCGCUGAUCCGCUUCUCGGACGAUUCGCGGAGUCACAUCAGCGAGGAGGGCGAAGGCACGCCCGAGCAGAGCACGGGCAGCAGGUCGCCCACGCCCCCGGCGGAGGAGACGAAGGAGGCCGGCACGCCUCGCGCGCACUCGCUCGAGCAGACGCCGUCCCCGACCAAGGAGGAGGCCAAGGAGGGCCCCGCGCGCCGCAAGCCUCCCAUGAAGUUCCUCAAGCGCGCGCAGAGCCUCUCGUACGUGUUCAAGCGCACCAAGCCCGAGAAGAGGAAGAAGGUCAUCCGCGACGACUAUGCGGCGCUGCCCACGACGGUGGAGCCGCAGGGCGAGAUGGCCCUCGUGCCGCUCGAGAAGCUCGUGGCCAUCGAGGACAUCCAGAUGCAGCCGUCGCUCUCCAGCUACAGCUGCUACGCCGACUAGGUGCCCCGCCGCCUCCCUUCUGCCGCGGCCGCCAGCGCUCGCUCGUCCGCUCGGCGGCCCAACAGCUGCUUUUAGAGGACCGUCGCAAUUGCACAGUUCUUGUGGCCUCGUUUAGACGUGUAAUAAAACAUAAAAAAUAAACAAUAAAAAGGAUUAGUCGAGGCUUCAACUUCAAAAAAUCUGGGACAAAGAAAGUAGCUCAUACUAGAUUAGCGGAAUCCGACACGUGUGUUUGUUUAGGCCUUACUCCCCCAGCCGCCCGCCGCGGAGGGGGGCCAAAUCUAUGGUUACGUCAUCAGUUCGACAGGUGUGUGGUCAAGGCACACUCAGUGUUACGCAUAAUUACUUGUUGAUGUAUAAUAUAUAUAAAGCAUAGACAGAGAUACCACAAAAAAGAGAUAAAUUUUGUUAUCUAUUUGACGAAUAGAUAAGCCUUUAAUGAAAAAUCACUUACGCUUCUACACAGUUGAUGAUGUGUGUACAUGAAAUAUGAUAGCAAGUGUGUAUGCUAUGUAUGCGUGUGUGCGUUGCGUCUUUGUAUACACGUGAACGUUUCUCUGGAGUGUGUGAACAAGCAACAUUGUGUGUGUCUACCAGCCAGACGCCAAGCCGAGACGAAGCGAAUUAGUGUGUCGAUGUGUAUCUUGCCUCCUUCGUGGUUUCGUCCCUUUUUUCCUUCGUUCAGUGACUCACAAGCUUUGUAGCGAGUUUAUUGGCUUCGGUGUGUAAAGCUGUGCAUCAAUGGGCUUGCUUUCAUACGGGAGGGAGAGAGGGAGAGAAAGAGAGGGUGAGAGAGAAAGGGUGAGAGAGAUAG
Messenger RNA from Penaeus indicus, 4607 nucleotides. RefSeq names its product anoctamin-8-like. The coding region runs from base 299 to 3793 and encodes 1164 amino acids. The transcript has 19 exons. The record is from RefSeq and is a predicted model, not a curated record. NCBI's taxonomy places the organism in Eukaryota, Metazoa, Arthropoda, Malacostraca, Decapoda, Penaeidae.